AUGCCGUGGUGGGGAAGGAGGGAGCCGCUGGCACUUCCUGGUCCACUUGUCAUGUGGCUGCUGACGGCAGAGGGACGAAACGGCUCACCGCUCGCUCACGGCUCACGGCUCGACGGAGAUGGUGCCGCUGCCCCUGUGGAGACGGGACCCCAGCCGGGUGCACCCCCAUGUUCCCCUCCAUCCCACCCACCCGUGGUGAAGGAUGACUUCCAGUUUGUCCUCUGCGAGAUCUGCCAGAAGGAAUCGACCAACCUCAAGCUCCUCACCUGCCUCCACACCUUCUGCCUCAAUUGCCUGAGCGAGAACAAGCCUGUUGCUCAGUGCCCUGUGUGCCGGACAGCCAUCCCUCAGAUCACCGGCAUCCCUGACAUGGACAACCUGCUCUUCAGCAGCCUGCAGGCCAGGCUCAGCAUCUACAAGAAGAUCAGUGACAGCAGUGGCCCGAGCUGCGGCCGGUGCCAGCAGGAAGUGGCAGCAGUGUGGUGCUCCGAGUGUGACGAGUUCCUCUGCACCAAGUGCUUUGAGGACCACCAGUGGUUCUUCAAGAAGAGGAGCCAUGAGGCCAGGAGGCUGGAGGAGCUUCGUGCUGAGUCAGCCCAUCAGUUCCUGGAAGACACCAGAAAGUCCUGCAGCCUCUUUUGCUCCAAUCCUGGUCACGCCAACAAGGACCACAUCUCCAGCAUCUACUGCAAGAAGUGCGAGAAGCCACUGUGCUGCUCAUGCGCGCUGCUGGACAGCCAGCAUGCCCCCUUCUGUGACAUCCGCAGUGAGACCCAGCGCAAGCGGGAGGAGCUGGUCACCAUGAGCCAGGAACUGAAGCAGAAGAGAAGCAGCUUUGAGGCCAGCUAUGUGGCGCUACAGAAUGAGGCCCCGGAGCUGGAGCAGGCACAGCAGGAGAUGCGGAAUCUGAUCCGGCAGCGUGUGGAGCAGCUGGUGCGGCGCUGAUCCGGGUAGGAAGAGGAGCUGCUGGGACUGGUGGAGACGCGGCAGGAGCAGGGCCGGUGGGAGCUAGCAAGGGAGCUGCAGCACGUGGAAGGGGUGCUGCUGCGGAUGGAGGCGAGCGAGCGGCUGGUGGAGAAGAUGAGUCUCUACGCCACGGAGCAGGAGGUGAUGGACAUGCAGCCCUUCAUCAAGGACUCCGAGCGCACUACCAAUUCCCAAGCUAUCCCGAUGGUCGAGGUGGCCCUGGAGAACGACCUGCAACAGGAGCUGGUCCAGCCCGAGAGCCAGAGCAUCCUGCCCACCGUCGCCAUCAGCCUCAAGGAAACGCAGACGAGCCCGGCUCUCCCCGACGCCACAUGGCCCAGGCGGAGGUUCCGCUGCAUGGAAAGGGGCAGUCAGGUCUUGCCCAAGCUACUCAAGCUGGAGUGCGACAACGCGGCGGGCCCCAGCAAUCCCAGUUCAAACCAAUGGGAUGGCAGAAUGGGGCCCAGCACCUCCACACCGAGUCAGAACUGCAGCAGCAUCCCUGCUGCCAGCAGAGAUGAUACAGAAGACACCAGCAUCAUCAUCUGCAGCUCGGAGGACAGCUCAGAAGACACGGUGGCUUUCAGCAGGCCCAAGGACAUCAAGAAGCCCUCCAGCCCCACAUGGUCCAGGAGCAGCACCUCACCCCACCACAACACUGGCCCCACCAGCUCCUGGGAUGAUGGGUUGGAGCUGAGCACCUUGGUGUUCCUCAGCUUGAAGGUUGACCAGAAAACCCAGUGCAUCACGGAGGUGGCGGCGGCCAAUGGAGAACACACCUUCAAGACACUGAUUCAGACGCCCGAGUCGGUGCUGGCGCUGCUCUCCCAGGGCGUCCCCAUGGAGGUGGGGAUGCAGCACCUCCUCUGGUACCUCUCCCCUCUCCCCAGGCCCAUCCUCAUCAUAUAUAACUUCUGGGCACCAGAGCUGCCCGCUCUCUUUAAAGCCCUGGAUGCCACAGGCAGGAAAGUGGACUUCUGCCACAUUGUGGGUGGUUACGUGGAUAUGUUGUCCUUGAUCAAAGAAAAGCUGCCCAAGGCCCCUUCCUACAAGCUGAAGAACCUGCUGAGAAUGCACCUGAAGCGGCAGCUCAAUGAGAGCAGCACACUGGCCACGGCUAAGGCCUUGCAGGAGCUCUGGGGAACCCUGGAGCUCCCUGCCUGCGCCGACGCGGGGAUGAUGCUCACCCACUGCAACCUGCAGAGCUACACCGUCCUGUGGCCCCUGGUGCAGGAGAAGCUGCUCACCAGGAGAGCAGCCAAGAUCCUGGCCCGGCGCAACCUCAUCCUCUGGGAGCUGGAAGAGGCGUGA
Nipponia nippon (crested ibis) is the source of this 2277-nucleotide messenger RNA. The record is from RefSeq and is a predicted model, not a curated record. Lineage: Eukaryota; Metazoa; Chordata; Aves; Pelecaniformes; Threskiornithidae.